This is a messenger RNA of Clunio marinus, 4504 nucleotides long. NCBI's taxonomy places the organism in Eukaryota, Metazoa, Arthropoda, Insecta, Diptera, Chironomidae. The record is from the annotation of a GenBank genome assembly.
CUAAAUACAAAUAAAUCUGCACCCACAAUAAAAAGAAUAGUGAAAUUGAGCUCAUUGUUGUGUAACAUCUUACUACUAAGCAUUGUGGAUAAUCGCAAACCAACAUAAUUACAACAAUGGAUUCCGAUAAAAAGUUAAUGUGCAAUAGAGUUUACGAAACUUCAACUCCAACGAAUUUAGCGAAUAAUUUAAUUAAAAGUGAAUGCUUAAAACGAACACUAGACGGUCUUGUGUCACAUAUGAGUGAUUCCAAAGCAGCAACAAAGAGCGUUCAAGAUGAGAAAGUUGAUGUAUCGCCUGAGAUAAGCAAUAAAAAAAGCAAUGAUACAUCACCCGUAACAGAGAUCGAGAAAAUCUCGAACGAGAAUGGAAUGAGUAAAAGUUUUUCAAUGCAAACAUUCGCAACAUCUGAUCGACAUAACCAAGAGAGUUCACCGAAGACAGAUGAGAAUUCGGACAUAACAAAGAGCAUGGCAUUCACGAUAGAUUUCGGAAGUGGCAAGGUUGAUGAACAACGUCACAAAAAUCUCUUGGAAAGAUUCCAAAAUCGGCAUCGACGUGGCGUCUCCUUGUCCAAAGUUGAGGAUGAAAUGGGUGACAGCAGUUCAAGCUCACAACUUACUGCAAAGCUUAAAACACCAACAAGUGCUAAACUUCCAAGAAAGGGCUUAAGUGAAACAUCUCAAAAACCAUCAUCGGCAUCAGCAGCAGUGAGUGGAGUGAAGUUACGUGAAAAAUCAAAAGUGAUACAACUACGAGAUUCUAACAAGAGACACAGUUGGAGUCCACGUUCAAGUAUGGUUGAACCAACGAACAUUCGCAAGUCUCCUAAUCCUCUUGAAAGACCUUUGAAGUUGCACAAUUUAACAAAAGCUGAUACGAAACCAAUUCCACCAACAACACUCAACAUUGCAUGUCUUCAGCCUCCAUUAGAAAAUAAAGUUUGUCAAAUGAGUGAUGAUCAAGUCUCUGAAGCUGGUACUUAUACACUUGAUGGUGAUAAUUACACAGAAGAACAGAAGGAGAAAAUGAACAUUGAUAAGUUAGCGAUGGAACAUGAGGCUGAACUUUUAGAACGUCGAUUGGAGAUAAAUGAAACUGAUUUAGAGAUUAUUGAUUUAGAUCCAGCGCCUGAUGAAAAUAUUCCCAAACAUGCUGCUAAAGGUAAUCGUAGAAAUAUUCUUGAAGUGUCCUUCUAUCAUCAAGAGCCGUCAACAUCAGCAGAGAUGACAAAUUCUAAACAACAAAAAGCUUCAUAUUUAGAAAAGCUGAAAUCAAAAAUGAAGAACAUGAGUGAUAGGAAAUUUCAUAAAUCAAAAUCACCAGAUGAUGACAUGGGAACAUUCACAAGUGUCACAACUAGCGGCGUUCUUAGUGUGAAGCCAACUUUGGAAGUUAAUCCGAAGUUUAAACGAAAGAAUUCAUUAACGAAGUCACAAAUUGAUUCAUCGGAAUAUGUACAGGGAAUACAACGAUUAGAGAAGAAUGGACCGAUCACUGAUAACGAUAAAUCGAUUGCUGCUGGAUACAAAUUGAACAUGUUAUCGAAGCAAUCACCAACAAAGAGUAGAAAUGAAUCGAAUGGAAGUAACAAUACAAGUAACACUUCCAUAUCAACUGCAACAACAAAGGAUGAUUGGAUUCAAGAAUGGGCUCGCAAUGCUCGUGAAUUCUCACGUCAAAAGCGUUCGCCUAAUGUUGCACCAGGCAUGUCAAGCAGUUACAAUUUCGAAGGUUCGAACGAGAAAGCUGAUCAAUUUGGUUACUUUGGCGAUGAUGUUAUGACUCGAAGUGAUUGCAAACCGCAAUAUGAAGAAUUUGGUGAUAAUCUUGAAAAGUAUCAUCACAAGAAUCAACAUCAGAAGAAGCCUUCAACGACUGAAAAUCAUACAAACAAUUUGAGUAAUCAUGGUUCGCUUUCAUCAAAUCGUGGAAGGAAAGUUCUCAGAGAUUUUGAUCUUAAUAAAGAAGAGCCUCAACGAGCUGGAGCUGACAAUUUUAAUAUUAAACCACCCAUCAGUCCAAGUCGAAUUCCUUCACCAAUUGGUAGUGUCAGUCAUCGUCAAAAACGUUUCGGUUCAAAUGUUCUACUUUAUGGAAGCGAUACAGAUCUCACAAAUGACACUGAACUUUACCUCCAACAAACAGCAGCAGCAAUUUCGACACUUCAAAACCUUCAACGAAAGAAUUCAAUCAGAAAUUCAUCACUUCAAAGUUCACCAAUCUCUCCUAUGUCACCUACCCGUCCACCAAUUGUGCAUUCAAAUACAAAACCAGAACAAUUACGUGCAAAUUCAGCUACGCGUAAUUCAAUUCACAAACGCAAUUCAUCUGUUGGUUCAUCAUCACGUUUUGUACCGUCAACAAUUAUGUCGACAAGUCUUCAAUCAAAUCACUUAAAUCAAAUGAUGAAACAUCAGAAGCAGCAGACACAACAACAUUCGCGACACAACAGCUAUGAUGGAAUUAUUUCGACUGCGACUGGUAAGAAAUAUUCACAAUUCGAUCAAACAGAUGAUGACAAUGAUUACGAGUCAAUGCCAUCACGAAGUGGAAUAUUACCAGAACGACAACAUUUAUCGAUCAAACAACAGCAUCAUCAUGCGACAAAACCUCAACAGCAACAACAAAAAGCAUCACCUAUUAAACGUUCCACUUCUUUCAAUAUUAAAUCACAUGACAUGUCAUCACCAGCACGAGUUUCAGGCUCAUCUGGUACACCAAAAAUGCAAAAUAAAUUUGUUAAAACUUUUUCAGCUCCCGCGCAUGGCACAAGAAUUCAGAAAUCAGCAAGCAGUUCAUGUUUUAAUAAACAAAUGAUGAGACUCAAUAAUGGUGAUAGUUAUGACAAUGAAUUUUAUAUCAAUGACGAUGAUGAUUUAAAUCCUAAUCAAAUAACGACGUCAGAAGGAAGCGAUGAUGAUGAUGAUGAUGACAAUGAUAAUGAUGAUGAUCAGAAACAAUUGUUCAAUAAUAACGAUCCAUUGAUUACAAAUACGAGAUACAAUAAAACAUUCUUGAUGCGCUGUGAACAGAAUAAGAAAGCAGUUGGCAUUGCAGCAAAAGCUGUUGGUGUCAUUGCAUGUCCAAAUACCCCAGAAAUGCCUCGAAGAAAUCUCGCUGAUAGAACAGCCAUUAAAGAUCGUUCAAGUUUAUCAACAACGCGUGAUUCCAGUUUAAAUCGUUUAAGUGACAAGAAAAUGUCAUUAACAACCGCACCAGUAGCAACAAAACCAGCAACAGUUAAAAAUACAAAAGAAGUUGAACUAGCGAUGUGGAAACGACGAGCGAGCUACGAUCCAUUGAAAGCAGCUGCUGAAGGUAGAAAGAAAGCAGAAGAAGCUAAGAGAUUGGCACAACAACAACAAAUGAUGAUGUCAUCUGAAAGUAAUUCAUCAGCCUUACGAUCAUCAAAAUCUUAUAAUUGCGGUGGUACAUCUGAAAAUUGGAUCGAUGAUGAUUCGAGUAGCGAAUUCGAUGACGAAAACUAACAAGAAAAUCUUUCUAAAGAAUUUUGUAUGAAAAAUAAUGUGAUUACGUUAGGAUUGGAAAAUUAUUUCAGUUGUUACGCGAUCUUAUUGGUCGUCAGUUUUAGACACAAGUCGGUUGUUAACUUUAUUCUUAUUUUUCUUCCCAUUUCCCGGAGCCUUUUUUAAAUAAUAUUUCGAUUUUGAUAUAAAAUUCUUCGUCAUUCACAGAGACACUUAAAUAAUUUAUAAUUAAAAUGGGCAUUAAGUGUCAAGAUGAGAUUCAAUCAAUAGUCAAAAGGAAUAAUUUCUAUUAUUUAUCUACAUUUAUAAGAUUAUGUCAAUUCUUUCAUCGACCUCCAAUGUAAUUUAAGAAACUUUACUCACUUUGAAUUUUUAACAAACUUUUUUUUAUAUUUUUACGACACACGAGUCGAUCUUAGAUCGAAAGACUAAAUUUUUGUUUUUCCUUCGCACCAUUUUCGAUGAAAAAUUUUUCAAUUUCUCUAUCAAUUUUCCUCGCACAAGAAUGAACUCAAUCAGAAAUUAUGGAAAAUUUGUUUUGAGAAUGAAAAGAAUGAAGAAAAUUCUUCAGUUUAUCAGAAUUAAUAUUUGUCAGAAGAUCUGAUGAAUUUCUAAUACUUUCGAUGUUUUGUGAAUAAUUUUAUUGAAAAAUAUUUAUUUAUCUUUUCGUUGACUUUGUCGACAACAUUUCCCUAAAGAAUGUAAUUCAAAUGUUUAUGUGUAAUCGAAAACAAUAUUCAAGGAAUCUCCAUAGACGCAGUUCAAGCUUAAAGCUAUUUAAAAACUGUUUUCUGAUCAUUUUUUAGUCAAUAAUCUUUGAUUUAUCAUUAAUGUCUCUCUCUUCCUUUUCAUUUAUAAUGAUCUUUAUUUAAGAAAUAUUAAAUUUAGAUAUCAUAGAUAUUUAUCUAUCAGUUUUGUUUUUAAUUGUUUAUUAUUCUUGAUAUCAUGAGCUUUGUGGAAAAUCCAAAAAUAAUGAAAAUGAGAAAAUAAAGAGAUAAAAUGUCUACCAACAA